CUUCCCAAACCAGACAAAACAGUACCACAGAGUCACAAGAUUGUACGUGCCUACCCGUGAUCGUCGAUUCCCGCUAGCGACUGACAUGCUCUGUUUCGUAAUGUGUUCUCUGAGUGAUUCAACGCCUUUCAGGGGUUUUUGUAGUUUAAAAUUGUGGGUUUUCUGGUGUUUGUACCGUUCAUGUUUUUUAUUAACUGACGUCUGGGUUGAUGAAGAUUCUGUGAGAAUUCAAGAACUUGAAGGGUUAUUUGGCUCUUGUUGCAAACGCCAAUGUCGGAAUAUAAAGAAGCAUUGCUAAAGAAGGUAUAUUAUGAGAAUUGCCCAGGUUGUAAGGUGGACCAGCGUAAAGAGGCAGGAGGUGUUCCUUAUAAAGAACUUUGUUUUGUAUUCUUUGUGUUGCUGUGUGCUGCUUUGCCGAUAUCAUCUAUCUUCCCAUUCCUAUACUUCAUGAUAAGAGAUUUACAUGUUGCGGAAAGAGAGGAAGAUAUUGGCUACUAUGCAGGUUAUGUGGGAUCUGCAUUUAUGUUUGGAAGAGCUUUGACUUCUGUCUUUUGGGGAGUUGUAGCUGAUCGAUAUGGUCGAAAACGUGCAAUAAUGAUAGGGACUAUUACAAUGGUUAUUUUCAACAUCCUCUUUGGCCUCAGUACAUGCUUUUGGAUGGCAGUUGUCACAAGGUUUCUUCUUGGAAGCAUGAAUGGUUUUCUUGGACCAAUAAGGGCAUAUGCUUCUGAAAUAUGCCGUAAAGAGUAUCAAACUCUAGGGCUGUCAACUGUUAGCACAUCAUGGGGCAUAGGGUUGAUUAUAGGUCCAGCUCUUGGAGGCUUACUGGCACAGCCGGCAGAAAAAUAUCCGAAUAUUUUUUCUAAAGAAUCUCUAUUUGGAAGGUUUCCGUAUUUAUUACCUUGCCUUAUCAUAUCAAUCUUUGCAAUGGGUGCAACUAUUGUUAGUUCUUGGCUUCCGGAGACAUUGCAUAUACAUAAUGAGGAUUAUACAGAAGGGCAUUGCACAGUUGAUGAUCAUGAUAUGGAAAGUCCAUUGAAUGUGUCUGAUGCAAAAGAGAAAUCUGAAGAAAUUAAACAAGAACCACCUUCUAAAAAGAGCCUCUUAAAGAAUUGGCCACUAAUGUCAUCUCUUAUUGCAUAUGGCAUUUUCUCACUUCAUGAUAUGGCCUAUACUGAGAUUUUCUCCUUAUGGGCUGUCAGUCCAAGAAAGUUUGGAGGAUUGAGCUAUUCUACUAAGGGUGUUGGUGAAGUUCUUGCAGUCUCAGGCUUUGGGCUUUUAAUAUUUCAAAUGUUCGUAUAUCCAAGGGUUUCAAAUGUUGUUGGUCCCAUAAUCGUGUCUCGCAUUUUCGCGAUUUUGUCCAUACCGUUGCUGUCAAGUUACCCCUUCAUAGCCAUGCUAUCUGGGUCCACCCUUGCUCUUUUGAUAACAUGUGCGUCUGUGUUGAAGAAUGUUUUUUCUGUGUCCAUUACGACAGGAUUGUUCCUCCUGCAAAAUAAUGCAGUGCCUCAACACCAAAGAGGUGCUGCAAAUGGAAUCUCUCUGACUGCAAUGUCUCUUUUUAAAGCAGUUGGUCCAGCUGUAGGAGGUGCAGUUUUUUCUUGGGCUCAAAACCGUCAAGACGCUUCCUUCCUACCAGGUGAUCAUAUGGUUUUCUUCAUACUAAAUGUGAUCGAGGGGAUUGGUCUGCUAAUGACUUUCAAACCAUUUCUUGCUCAGCCCAGUAUAUAGAUUAAAAUAAGGCUAUUCAGACCUGUACAAAGGUCCAUCUUGAUAUAAAAACGAAAUUCAAUCCCUUGAUUUCUUCUUUCUCUUGCUUUGACGAAAGAUAGUAUGUUGCAAUUAUUAUUAGGCUAUAACUAUAGCCAGCACUUUACAUCAAUCUGAUUGAUUUGAGUAUUUUCAUUUUA
Macadamia integrifolia is the source of this 1910-nucleotide messenger RNA. Its product is annotated as protein ZINC INDUCED FACILITATOR-LIKE 1-like. Lineage: Eukaryota; Viridiplantae; Streptophyta; Magnoliopsida; Proteales; Proteaceae. The record is from RefSeq and is a predicted model, not a curated record. Gene Ontology annotation, molecular function: transmembrane transporter activity. The transcript has 20 exons. The coding region runs from base 271 to 1731 and encodes 486 amino acids. Gene Ontology annotation, biological process: transmembrane transport.